GCCCUCAGGUUAUUCGUCAGUUUAGAAUCCUGUGAUGAGAGUUUUAGUAAUGGCGUGGCCGUGGCAGGGGGCAGCUGCUCUCUGCCCUUGUCCAGCAUCAGAAAACCACCUGUAAACAUCGACGAGGAGCUUCUCAGCGAGUAAAUAAAGUAAUUUAACGGACGUUAUAAUGUAACCGGACAGAGUAAAUCUCCGCUGAGAGCCUGCUCUUAACAAACUGUGUGAAAGUAUUGGAUUUUCGCUGGAAGCGCUUUGCCAUGUCGUUACUGUGUGUCAGAGUGAAGAAAGCCAAGCUCCAGGGACCUCCAGACAAAUUCAACACCUACGUAACGCUGAAGGUGCAGAAUGUCAAAAGCACAACUAUCACUGUGCGGGGGGACCAGCCCUGCUGGGAACAGGAUUUUAUGUUUGAGAUCAACCGGCUGGACCUUGGCCUCAUUGUUGAGGUGUGGAACAAAGGCCUCAUCUGGGAUACCAUGGUGGGGACUGCCUGGAUUCCUCUUAAGAGUGUCCGACAGUCGGAGGAGGAGGGCUCAGGUGAGUGGAUUUUCCUGGAUGCAGAGGUUCUGAUGAAGGCGGAUGAGAUAUAUGGCACCAAGAACCCAACACCGCAUCGAGUCCUGCUGGAUACUCGCUUCGAGCUGCCUUUUGACAUCCCAGAUGAUGAGGCACAGUACUGGACAGGCAAGCUGGAGCGCAUCAAUACCAUGAGAAUCCAUGAUGAGUACCCUCUUCAGGAUGACGUUCAGAGUCGCCCACUUCCAUUUGCAGCUUCCCAGUGCUCUCUAGAUGACCAGGACAGUGCUGUAGAUGACCGGGACAGUGACUACCGCAGUGAAACGAGUAAUAGUCUGCCUCCACGUUACCACACAACGGCUCAGCCCAACUCUUCCAUGCACCAGUACCCCAUGGGGCCUCGGCUACAGCACCACCCAGACUCCUGCACAGACUCAGUCCACAGUUUUGACCUGGACUACAGAGACCAGAGAGGAAGCAGUCCAGUGGAAAGUAGUCGUUUUGGGUCAUCAGGAAACCUGAGCCAGACCAGCUCCCAGCUUAGUGAGACUGGCCAGGAGAGCACUGGAGGGUCAGAACUGGAGGAGUCAUUCCACUCCUAUCACAGUACUGGCUUUCACCCUUCCAACAAUGGGCAGCCACGCACAAAUGGACAUCUUCCCACCAAUGGACACUCUACGGUUGGUGAGCAGGAGAUACAUAGGCUUUCCCCUGAAGUAGGACGGGGCCUGAAAAAUGACACCCCAGCAGAAAGAGGGUCCUCUAAACUCCAAAGGUUCCACGAUGACGGGCCACCGUUACCCUUUACUCCAUCCAGAGUACGUUGGUUGAAGGCCAUCAAUAAAGUCAGGGUUCAGCUCCGGGAGGUUCAUGAUGAAGAACCCAACGUCAGACAGGCCUGGGUCAAACCAGGUGGCGGAUCUGGUCUGUAUGGAAUUGACAGUAUGCCAGACCUGCGUAAAAAGAAGCCAAUCCCCUUGGUCAGCGACGUGUCCCUUGUCCAAGCCAGGAAGGCAGGGAUUGCAUCUGCUAUGGCUGCACGGUCCUCAAUCAAGGAUGAGGAGCUGAAAAACCAUGUGUACAAGAAGACCCUGCAGGCCCUCAUCUACCCUAUAUCUUGCACUACGCCACAUAACUUUGAAGUGUGGACUGCCACUACACCCACAUACUGCUAUGAGUGUGAGGGACUGCUGUGGGGGAUUGCCCGCCAAGGCAUGCGUUGCUCUGAGUGUGGUGUAAAGUGCCAUGAGAAGUGCCAAGAGCUGCUGAAUGCUGACUGUCUACAACGUGCUGCGGAGAAGAGCUCUAAGCAUGGAGCUGAAGACAGGACUCAGAAUAUUAUCAUGGCCAUGAAGGACAGGAUGAAGAUCCGGGAGAGGAACAAACCAGAAAUCUUUGAACUUAUCAGGGAAGUGUUUGUCAUCAGCAAAGCCAUCCACGCGCAGCAGAUGAAGACCAUCAAGCAGAGUGUAUUGGAUGGGACCUCAAAGUGGUCAGCAAAGAUCACCAUCACAGUCGUUUGUGCCCAAGGACUUCAAGCGAAGGACAAGACGGGAUCCAGUGAUCCGUAUGUCACUGUUCAGGUGGGCAAGACCAAGAAGAGAACCAAGACCAUUUAUGGCAACCUCAAUCCUGUCUGGGAGGAGAAGUUCCACUUUGAGUGCCACAAUUCCUCAGACCGAAUUAAAGUGCGUGUGUGGGAUGAAGAUGACGACAUCAAGUCGAGGGUGAAGCAGCGUCUCAAGAGGGAAUCUGAUGAUUUCCUUGGCCAGAGUAUUAUUGAAGUUCGAACACUGAGUGGAGAAAUGGACGUCUGGUACAACCUGGAGAAGAGGACGGACAAGUCAGCCGUGUCAGGUGCCAUUCGCCUCCAAAUCAACGUGGAGAUCAAGGGAGAGGAGAAAGUGGCGCCAUAUCAUGUGCAGUACACAUGUUUACAUGAGAACCUGUUCCACCAUUCGACUGAUGUGCUUGGCCAAGGUGUAGUGAAAAUCCCAGAGGCUCGUGGAGAUGAUGGGUGGAAAGUCUACUUUGACGAUGUGGCACAAGAAAUAGUAGAUGAGUUUGCCAUGCGCUACGGGAUUGAGUCAAUCUAUCAGGCCAUGACGCACUUUGCCUGUCUGUCAUCUAAGUACAUGUGUCCUGGAGUUCCUGCAGUGAUGAGCACCCUGCUGGCCAAUAUCAAUGCCUUCUACGCCCACACAACUGCCUCCACCAACGUGUCCGCCUCCGACCGCUUCGCUGCCUCCAAUUUUGGGAAAGAACGCUUUGUCAAGCUCUUAGACCAGUUACACAACUCCUUGCGCAUUGACCUCUCAACUUACAGGAACCACUUCCCUGCCAGCAGCAAAGACCGCCUGCAGGAUUUGAAAUCCACUGUGGAUCUUCUAACCAGCAUCACUUUCUUCAGGAUGAAGGUCCAGGAGUUACAGUCUCCACCCAGAGCCAGCCAGGUUGUGAGGGACUGUGUCAAGGCCUGUCUCAAUUCUACAUACGACUACAUCUUCAAUAACUGCCAUGAGCUGUACAACAGACAGUACCAACCUGUGGACACAAACAAGGAGGAGCUCCCUCUGGAAGAGCAGGGUCCAAGCAUCAAGAACUUGGACUUCUGGCCCAAACUCAUCAUGCUCAUUGUUUCAAUCAUUGAAGAGGAUAGAAACUCCUACACACCUGUGCUCAACCAGUUCCCUCAAGAACUGAAUGUAGGGAAGGUGUCAGCAGAGGUCAUGUGGACAUUGUUUGCUCAAGACAUGAAGUAUGCUAUGGAAGAACAUGAGAAGCACAGACUGUGUAAGAGCACAGACUACAUGAACCUUCACUUUAAGGUCAAGUGGCUCUACAAUGAAUAUGUCAAGGAGCUGCCAAGUGUCAAGGGUGUUGUUCCCGACUACCCAUCAUGGUUCCUCCAAUUUGUGCUGCAGUGGUUGGAUGAAAAUGAGGAUGUAUCUGUUGAGUUUAUGCAUGGAGCCCUGGAAAGGGACAAAAAAGAUGGAUUCCAGCAGACAUCUGAGCAUGCUCUAUUCUCCUGCUCUGUGGUGGACAUCUUCACCCAGCUCAACCAGAGUUUUGAGAUCAUCAAGAAACUGGAAUGUCCUGACCCUAACGUCAUGGCUCAGUACAGUCGCCGCUUCUCCAAGACAAUUGCCAAAGUUCUUCUGCAGUACAGCGCCAUUCUGACCAAGAGUUUUCCUUCUUAUAUUGACAAGGAGAAGAUUCCGUGCGUUCUGAUGAACAAUGUGCAGCAGUUAAGAAUCCAGCUGGAGAAGAUGUUUGAGUCGAUGGGUGCCAAACAGAUGGAUACUGAGGCCAGCGACUUACUGAACGACCUGCAGGUGAAGCUGAACAACGUACUGGACGAGCUCAGCAGUACAUUCGGGAACAGCUUCCAGAGCCGCAUCAAUGAUUGCAUGCAACAGAUGGCGUCUCUGCUGUACCAGCUCAAAGGACCACUCAACGCCAAUAACAAAAACCAAGUGGAGGCCGACUCCGAUAAUAUGCUAAGGCCACUCAUGGAUUUCCUGGAUGGAAAGCUGACACUGUUUGCCACUGUAUGUGAGAAGACUGUACUGAAGCGUGUGCUCAAGGAGCUUUGGAGGAUUGUAAUGAGCAGCCUGGAGAAGACUAUUGUCCUGCCGCAGGGCAGCGAUACCUUUGGAGCACAGAUCCUCUCAGCUGCAAAAGAACUUGGUCAGCUCUCCAAACUCAAGGAUCACAUGGCAGGGGAGGCUAAAAGCCUGUCUCCCAGGCAGUGUGCUGUCAUGGAUGUGGCACUGGACACUAUUAAGCAAUACUUUCACGCAGGAGGCAAUGGGCUGAAGAAGGCAUUCCUGGAUAAAAGUCCUGAGCUGUCCUCCUUACGCCAUGCUCUGUCCCUCUACACUCAGACAACAGACACACUCAUCAAGACCUUUGUCACCACCCAGCAUGCACAAGGCUCAGGUGUGGACAAGCCAAUAGGUGAGGUGUCGAUCCAGAUUGAGCUGUACACUCAUCCUGGGAAUGGGGAGCGCAAAGUUACUGCCAAAGUCGUGGGAGCCAGUGACUUAAAAUGGCAGACAUCUGGCAUGUUCCGACCCUUUGUGGAGAUCACCAUGAUUGGUCCUCACCUUAGCGACAGAAAACGCAAAUUCCAGACCAAAUCCAAAAACAACAGCUGGUCUCCCAAGUUUAAUGAGACCUUCCACUUUGCUCUGGGUAACCAGGAUGGCUUUGAGUGCUACGAGCUGCAAGUCUGCGUCAAAGACUACUGUUUUGGCCGCGCUGACCGAGUGGUGGGCUUGGCUGUGAUACAAUUAAGAGACAUCAUAGAGAAGGGCAACUGCGCCUGCUGGUGCCCACUGGGACAGCGCAUCCACAUGGACGACACCGGCCUCACUGCCAUGCGAAUCCUCUCCCAGCGCUCCAACGACGACGUGGCCAAGGAGUUUGUGAGGCUGAAAUCAGAAACUCGAUCGGCUGAGGAGGGCAGAUGAGGAGAGCCUGAGACGGAGAGAGACAGGCCCUUCCAUCCAGAGGAAGGAUGGAAGGUCUUCUAAUUUCAGAAUAAGAUAAGGAUCUCAUGUGACAGUUUUGUCAAAAAGCAGAGACUCAUUUUCCAUAGCUUGCCAUGUAGACUCUUUCUUAGACCUUUGAUGUGUCUUAGCUGCUGUUGACUGUUUGGUGGGGCCUUGCCAGGCUCACUUACACAGUGUCACGUUCACACUCUGGGUUUGGACAAACACUUACUUUCCUCAAACACUCAUUAUUUACAGAGCUACUGUAUAGCACACAACCACACAGACACAGGCUCACUCAACCCUCACACUCACCAGCUGUUUCACCAGGCAGUGACCACUCAUUCAGUCAUCUAUUCAGUUUUUUUUUUUUUUUAAUUAUUAUUAUUAUUAUUAUUUUAACCCCCUCUCCUUAUGAACUGGAGAGGCAUAGUGCGCACGCCAUAGCCUCAAGGGAACAGAGGAUGUCAGGCCAAACAAGUUCCCACACCUUCCAAGUGUUGUUGUGCAAUAACCUCACCUAAACCCCUCAAACUGUGGCCAUGUGUGUGAUGCCUUACACUCUGCAAACUGUGAAUGUGUGAUUUAAAGAAGUCUUAUUGAAUGCCCUGCUCUGUCGCUCCACUGUGAUGGUCUGAGUAAAUGUGAAAAUACUGUUGUUUAUCUCAUACAGAGGUCUUUUGUUCGAUGAAUGAAUGACUGGUAGCUAGGAGACAGUCCUAGUCAAUUAUUGAAUAGAGUGCAAGAUAAGAAGAUGAAAUAUUUUACUGGCUAAUCAUGUACAACUAAUGCUUCAAAAAGAAGGUACUUAAAGUAAUAACCCUUGAUUUUACCCCUUCAUUUAAAGGAUUUCAGUUAAAUGUGUGCCUUGCCAUGUUAGGUUUCUAUUCUUUUUUUUUUUUACCCAAGAGAACCAAUAGUGAUAUGAUCAGUAUGUAACCUUUGUGGUAAAAUCAACAACAAUAUGAUUUCAGUCAAAACUGGAUGAGAUCAACCGUUUUGACAUUCACUGUGUAUGUUAAAGGAGAGCCCUGUUUUGGCCAUAUUUAUUUAUAAGCUCAAGUAACAACUCCACUAGUGUAACCAUGAUGGUGCAGCCAUUUUAUUUAUUUUUUUUUAUACGUAUUUAUUGUCGUCUUUGCUUUCCAAAUCUUGUGAUUUAAAAAUGUUGUUUACUGCUGGGAACAGGCAUGUUUGCCCAGCACAAUGUGUUGGAGAAUUUGCACAAUCUGAAUGAGCUGCUUCUGUAACGUCGUACAAGAUGAGUUAAACACCCUCUGAACGAAGUAACAACUUAGUGUUUGUCAUGAAAUUGAAAACAAAGCUGUUUCCUUAACUAACAAAAGAGGUAUCUUUUCGUAAUUCAUUUACAGUCAAGAAAUAUUGCAGGUUGAACUUUCAGGUAACAACUUUUUCUUCCAAAAAAAAUAAAAGGAUAUCUGAAUAUUUGGACACAAGCUCCUCAGCUGCUGAGUUGAUAAGGAGUGUAGAAUAAUUUCUGGUUUACAUUAUAUCUUCCUGCUCUGUUUUCUUCUACUCUUCCUAUGAGUGGCCUUACAUUGGUGAAAAAAACAAAAACAAAUUAAACUUGUGUAUCUUGGAAAUCCUUUUUUUAUUAUCUGUGUAUUUCCUUUGGCUCUCAGCAAAUGAGGAUUGGCCACUUUGUUGCCCACAAUGAUGUCAAAUGAGUUUUCCAAGUGAUGCUCCUUAUCAUUUUGUACUUUCUAUCUUUCAUGAUAUUUCAAAUGUUAGAACUAUAUCUAGACUGGGUUUUUUCUUUUGCGAUCUGUUAAUAUUUUGUGUCAUGUUUUGUAAAUGUGUUUCCUUAAUCCUCAUAGUUUGGGAUAAUGUCAAUGGCUGUGUUGUAAGAUAUGUUUGACAGAAAUAAUAUGCAGUGAGAUGUGUGCCAGUGAAUUUGUUCAUAACUGAUGGAGAAAUAUUAACAUGUUACACUUAAUGAAGGAUAAUAUGAGAACCUCAAUGUGUGCACAUUUUUAAAACCACUCACACUAGUACACAGUACACUAACCCUUGUGAAUAAUUUAUGUCAUUGGUUUAUGAGAGCAAAUGUUUCAUAGCCAUUCUGUAAUAUACAUGUUCCUUGUGCCAACUUGCAAGUGUUCACUUUUGAUCUUAUUUUUUAAAUUUGUGUAUUUUCUAAAUUUGUUAACCCUUGCACUAUCACACUAUCACUGCAUUAGUUAACAAGUAUAGUAUAUCAGUCACAGUAACUGCAUUUUUGUGGUGUUUUCUUUGUAUUGUCACUACUCUGAAAUGUUGUUGUCAUCAUGUAAACAUUCCGAUUAAUGAAUUUUGUAUAAAGUAUUUAAGAAGUAUCUAUAAA
Molecule: messenger RNA, 7356 nt
Organism: Lates calcarifer (barramundi perch)
Lineage: Eukaryota; Metazoa; Chordata; Actinopteri; Centropomidae
Product: protein unc-13 homolog B
Biological process (GO): synaptic vesicle maturation; synaptic transmission, glutamatergic; neuromuscular junction development
Cellular component (GO): synaptic vesicle membrane; neuromuscular junction; presynaptic active zone cytoplasmic component
Molecular function (GO): syntaxin-1 binding; calcium ion binding; calmodulin binding
Source: RefSeq, a predicted model, not a curated record